GCCUGGCACCGCCCCCGCGGCGGGUCCCCACAGGGAGGGGCCGGAGCGGCCGCCGCCGCCGGUGCCCGGGCUGAGUCAGCGCCCCCUCCCCGCCCCUCCCGCCGAAGAUGAACAUCAUGGACUUCAACGUGAAGAAGCUGGCGGCCGACGCGGGCACCUUCCUUAGCCGUGCCGUGCAGUUCACAGAAGAAAAGCUUGGUCAAGCAGAGAAGACUGAACUGGAUGCUCACCUGGAGAACCUUCUCAGCAAAGCAGAAUGCACUAAACUGUGGACAGAAAAAAUAAUGAAACAAACAGAAGUCUUAUUGCAGCCAAAUCCAAAUGCCAGAAUAGAAGAAUUUGUCUACGAGAAGCUGGACCGCAAAGCACCAAGUCGCAUGAAUAAUCCAGAGUUACUAGGCCAGUAUAUGAUUGAUGCUGGGAAUGAAUUUGGCCCAGGAACAGCCUAUGGAAAUGCUCUCAUUAAAUGUGGAGAAACACAAAAGCGAAUCGGGACAGCAGACAGAGAACUAAUUCAGACUUCUGCUAUAAACUUUCUCACUCCCCUAAGAAACUUUAUUGAAGGAGACUACAAAACUAUUACUAAAGAACGUAAACUGUUACAAAAUAAAAGACUAGAUUUGGAUGCAGCAAAAACCAGAUUGAAGAAGGCAAAAGUUGCAGAAGCUCGAGCUGCAUCUGAACAGGAAGUACGGAUUACUCAGAGCGAAUUUGACCGUCAAGCAGAGAUUACCAGACUUCUGCUGGAAGGAAUCAGUAGCACACAUGCACAUCAUCUUCGCUGUCUGAAUGAUUUUGUUGAAGCUCAGAUGACCUAUUAUGCACAAUGCUACCAAUAUAUGUUGGAUCUCCAGAAACAACUUGGAAGCUUUCCAUCUACUUUCCUCUCUAACAAUAAUCAGUCUUCCUCAACUCCUGUGCAGAGUGUUUCUACUCCUUCAGUCUUGGCCUCAGCCUCUGCUUCAUUGCCUUCAGUGAGCAAUUCAAUAGUUACUUCAGGCAUCAGUGAACUGAAGUCAUCAAGCGGCAACAGGAAAGCUAGAGUUCUCUAUGAUUACGAUGCUGCAAACAGCAGUGAAUUAUCACUACUUGCAGAUGAGGUGAUAACAGUGUACAGUAUCCCUGGCAUGGAUUCAGACUGGCUGAUGGGUGAAAGGGGAAAUCAGAAAGGCAAAGUGCCUAUUACUUAUUUAGAACUGCUAAACUAGAUGGUUGGCCUGAAUAAAGACUGUCAAUUAUGGUGACACCAUAUUUAUAUACAAUUAAUGUUAUGUAAGCAGGUUUAAGUGUCUUCCAUGUUAUUGGCUUGAGGGACAGAUACCAGCCAUUACAAACUGGCUUUUCUGCCAGCACAGUUGCAUGGUAAAUACUCUAUUCAAACUAAAUGUGUUUAAAGCUUUUACUUCAUGUGCCAAGAACAUGUUUCCUACAGAUUUGUUUCUACUGAAGUUUUCACUAAUACAAGCUUCUACUUUUGAGUAAUCUAGAUUGAAAGCAGGAGGUACUGUUUUCUACUGAAAUUUUUCAUUAAUGGCAAAGCUUUUCUUCACAUAAAAUAAAAUUAUUGUGAACCAA
This is a messenger RNA of Phalacrocorax carbo (great cormorant), 1575 nucleotides long. The record is from RefSeq and is a predicted model, not a curated record. Lineage: Eukaryota; Metazoa; Chordata; Aves; Suliformes; Phalacrocoracidae.